Penicillium subrubescens is the source of this 2026-nucleotide messenger RNA. Its product is annotated as sulfatase family protein. Bases 136 to 1908 code for a protein of 590 amino acids. The transcript has 5 exons. Gene Ontology annotation, molecular function: arylsulfatase activity; N-acetylglucosamine-6-sulfatase activity; glycosaminoglycan binding. The record is from RefSeq and is a predicted model, not a curated record. Lineage: Eukaryota; Fungi; Ascomycota; Eurotiomycetes; Eurotiales; Aspergillaceae. Gene Ontology annotation, biological process: phenol-containing compound metabolic process.
GAUCUCUCCACGUCUUGUAUCACCUCCAAAAAAUCAAUCAUCAAUACAUAAAACUGAUCGAUUCCCCGAUUCUCCUACUUCCACUCUUUCCUCGUCUCCUCCGCUUCUCUUCCUUCACCACUGCGAACUUUCUCCAUGAAGCUCCUCGCCGUGGUCGCUGGCUUGAUAGUCGCUGCCGAAAGCGCGGCUCUUGCUCCCUUGGGCCCUCAAUUGCAAAAUGCUCUACAGUCAGUGUUGGGUCUAGGCAAAUCAAAUCCGUCAAAGCCGCCAAGCAUUCUUUUUGUAAUCACCGAUGAUCAGGACCUCGAGCUGGACUCGAUCUCUUAUACACCGUUGAUUGAGAAGCACUUGCGCCAUAAGGGCACCUUCUUCCGCAAUCAUUUUGUGACGACAGCUUUGUGCUGCCCCUCGCGCGUGAGCUUGUGGACCGGUCGCCAGGCGCAUAAUACCAAUGUCACAGACGUGAACCCGCCAUACGGUGGCUACCCCAAAUUCGUUGAUAGGGGGUUUAACGAUAAUUUCUUGCCUGUCUGGCUUCAAGAAGCCGGCUAUGACACCUACUACACCGGCAAACUCUUCAAUUCUCACACUGUCGACAACUAUCACAGCCCCCAUGUGAAUGGAUUCAAUGGCUCCGAUUUCCUCAUGGAUCCAUGGACAUAUUCUUAUAUGAACUCGACUUAUCAGCGACAUAGAGAGGCCCCUGUGAGCUAUGAAGGACGGCAUACGACAGAUGUGAUCACCGGGAAAGCCCUGGGCUUCCUUGAUGAUGCAUUGAACGGGGAGCGACCCUUUUUUGUGGCGGUAGCCCCCAUCGCACCGCACUCUAAUGUUGAUCCGCGGGAUCUGGAGGAGGGCAAGAUCAAGAUGACCGCUCCUAUUCCGCUAGAGCGCCAUGCACACCUAUUCAAGGAUGUGAAGGUGCCUCGAACCCCCAAUUUCAAUCCAGACAAGCCGAGCGGAGCCAGUUGGGUUCGCAAUCUCCCUAAGCAGAACCAGACUGAGAUUGACUAUAACGACCAUUAUUACCGUUCUCGCCUGCGUGCUCUGCAAGGCGUGGAUGAAUUGGUGGACUCGCUGAUUACUCGACUAGAGGAGAGUGGCCAGCUGGAGAACACCUACAUUAUAUAUACCUCGGACAAUGGGUUCCAUAUCGGUCAACAUCGGUUGCCGCCGGGCAAGACCUGCGGCUUCGAGGAAGAUAUCCGCGUCCCCCUUUUCAUUCGGGGACCCGGAGUCCCAGAAGGAUAUGUACAGGAUUCGGUCACCACGCACAUUGAUCUGGCACCCACCAUCUUUAACUUGGCGGGCAUUCCACCUCGAUCGGAUUUCGAUGGCACGGCAAUCCCCGUGACGCCUGAUUUUGGUGGAACUCGGCAUGAGCAUGUCACCGUGGAGUUCUGGGGAAGAGCUGUCAUGGAAGGAACCUAUAGUGAGCUUGGUCCUGGUGGGUCGACCAUCAUUCCAAACAACACAUACAAGUCUGUUCGCCUUUUGGGAGAAGGGUACAAUCUCUAUUACUCGGUCUGGUGCAACAACGAGCACGAGCUCUACGAUCUCUCGACGGAUCCCUAUCAAUUGCAUAACCUUUAUACCACCAGAACCCAGGAGGAUGGGCCCCAAAUACUCGGCCGUAGCUUGACACAGGCUAUUGCUCGUCUUGAUGCUCUACUCCUCGUGUUGAAGUCCUGCCAGGGAGCGACCUGUAUCGAUCCCUGGAAUGUUCUUCAUCCCGAGGAGCCCGUCCGGGGUCUCCGUGAUGCCCUGGACAAGGAGCAUGACUCUUUCUAUCGAGCACAGCCGCAGGUGUCGUUUGACUGGUGUGAUGCCGGGUAUAUUAUUGAAGCUGAAGGGCCUCAAGUGCCAUUGACUAGCCGCUAUGGAGUCUCCUGGGAUGUUUGGGUGUAGAUUGGAUAUCUAGAAACAGCUUCAUGACUUUGUAUACCCCAUUCUACUUCGAUGGCGGAUGAGAAUUUGAGCUUAAUGGAAAAUAACGAUAAUUUGCAAUAACACUCUUUCUGCACAA